Aphanomyces astaci is the source of this 258-nucleotide messenger RNA. RefSeq lists its product as hypothetical. The transcript has 2 exons. The record is from RefSeq and is a predicted model, not a curated record. Bases 1 to 258 code for a protein of 85 amino acids. Lineage: Eukaryota; Oomycota; Saprolegniomycetes; Saprolegniales; Verrucalvaceae.
AUGCCACUGCCACUCGUCACUUUGAUCGGCGUCCUCCUCAACGCUACCAUCGGAGCCGCCAUCUUCCAAGCCGCCGAAGACCGGGAAGCUGCCAAGCAUGUUCCCGCGGACGUCUUACAUGCGUCCGUGGACAAAUGGAUCAUUCCUUGUGACGCCAUCGAACCGCCUUCGUACCGGGCCUGGCCUUGGUGCAUCCAUCGUCCGCGAACUUCCUUGUGGAUGUUGGACGCAUUGGACACGAUACAGGACUACUGCUAA